This is a messenger RNA of Pungitius pungitius (ninespine stickleback), 7774 nucleotides long. RefSeq names its product disks large homolog 5-like. NCBI's taxonomy places the organism in Eukaryota, Metazoa, Chordata, Actinopteri, Perciformes, Gasterosteidae. The record is from RefSeq and is a predicted model, not a curated record. Gene Ontology annotation, molecular function: protein binding. Gene Ontology annotation, biological process: regulation of apoptotic process; negative regulation of hippo signaling. Gene Ontology annotation, cellular component: plasma membrane. The transcript has 33 exons. Bases 518 to 6445 code for a protein of 1975 amino acids.
AUGAUUGGCACAGAGCUGCUUGAACGGUGAGACAUGGCGGAGUUAGUCGGCUGACAGAGGGAGGAAAUGUUACAGCGAGGGAGAGCGAGAGACGCUUCUUGAAGAGUUUUUCUUUUUCUUUACACUUUUCAACAUGUCGACAGAAGUGGACUUUUAGGACUGCAAUGUCUCCGUAACGUGCGCGGAGCGGAACUCGGAGAGACGCCCCCCCCACCCCCCCUUUCCACACACCCCACCCCCGUUUUGUCGGGAAAGGACGGAGCGGCGGCUGCUGGGGGGGAAACGUGUUGUCAUCUACGCGCAGUCAACAGCCUUGGGCAACAAAUAUGGCUACUUCUUGUGUAUCCUCCGACUCGGGUGGAAACAUCGUCCCGGCCGGGUCGCCUCGAAUAGUUUCGGCGAGUUACGACACUUAGUACGAGGUGAAGUUAACCACCGAGCAACGUGGAUUUGUCCCCGAGGCUGAUUCCUUCUUUCUUUUUUUUCAUUUUCCUGCCGGAGCAGAGGCGACACUCCGAUGGAGCCCAAGAAUAAAGAGUUGUUGGAUAAAUGUUACCACAACUUGGUGGAGUCGAUUACAGAUGCGGACCGAGUGGCGGAUGUGCUGGCUCACUGCGGGACCCUGAGCCAGUCAGAGCGCCACGAGCUGGGACACAACUGCUCCACCAAUUUGGAAAAAGUGGACCUGCUCCUGAAGAUCCUCGUGAGUAAGGACCGAGACCACUUCGCGGAGUUCUGCACGGCCCUGGAGAAGACGCACCCACACCUGCGGUCCGAGCUGCUGACUGGCUCCGGACCAGUGGAUCACACCACCGGCUCCACUUACAGCAUCUUGUCCACCAUGCCGUCCGACUCGGAGAGCAGCAGCUCCCUCAGCAGCUUAGGUACUCCCGGUCAAGCCUCCUCCCCUCCGCCUGCCCACAUGGACGGCCACCAGGUCAACGAGAAGAUGGAGACCGUUCUGUUCCAGCUCAGACAUGUGACCAGAGAGCGGGACGAGCUACGCAAACGCCUGGCUCUCUCUUCACCCGGAACCACCUUCGAUGACUGCAGACCAAACUCUAAAUCGGGUCACGACUACGAGCGGCUAAAGCUGCAGUGCAUGAAGGCGAUGGCAGACCUGCAAUCCCUGCAGAACCAGCACAGUACCACCCUGCAGAGGUGCGAGGACGCUGUGAAGAAAGCCGACUUCUACCAUACGCUGCAGAGCCGCCUGGCGAGCGAGCAGGCCCAGCUGAAAGAGGAGCUGGAGGCCAUGAGACGGGACAACAUCCAGCUGGUCAGGGAGCACAACCACAUGAAGCAGGCCUGCGAGGAGAUGAGGAGGCUGCACGAGGACGACCAGAGAGAGGUGGCUGAAAUGAGGAUUCUGCACCAGCAGGUGAUGAGAGACGGGUCAUCUGAUGUCCUCAACAAGCUUUAUGACUCCACUGUUGACAAGUUGGAGGCAUUGAAGAGUGACUACGAGGCUCUGAGGAAGCGCUACAACGAGAAGACGGCCGGUCACAACGCAGACCUCAGUCGCUUGGAGCAGGCUGAGGAGGAGAACCACCGGCUGCAGAGACAGCUGGAUAUGCUGCUGAAGCAGAGGGAUGCUGCCAUCCACUAUCAGCAGCAGUACUCCUCGUCUAUAAGAAGGUUUGACAGCACACAGCAAGAACUUUCCAAAGCCACUGCUCAGAACACGGAGCUGCAGCGAGAGAUGGACCGGCUGCAGUCGGAGGCGACACGGCUGAAGACCCAGCAGCUCAAGGCGGUGAAGGACGGCGAGAAGUACAGAGAGGAGCGGGACUCUGUGAUCAAUGAGUACCGCCUGAUCAUGAGCGAGCGCGAUCAGGUGAUCAAAGAGGUGGACAGGCUUCAGACUGGGCUGGAGAUGGCGGAGGCGAAGCUGAUGAACACUUCCUCAGAGAGACGGGUGGCCGGUGACGAGCUGGAGGCUCUCCGACAGGAGCUGGCCUCUGCAUUGGUGGACAGGGACCGGGCCAUCUGUGAAAAGAACGAGCUGCUGGAGAGAUACUGCCACGAGGUGAAGGACAAGGCCGAGGCCCAGAAAGAGCUGAGCCAGGCCUGCAAUGACAUCGAGACGGCGCGCGAGGAGAGGGACGUGGCACGCAAGGAGAGGACCGAGGCCAUCAUCCAGAGGGACCAGCUGCUGCGAGAGUAUUACCAGGCCAGACAGAAACAAGACUCUGCCACCCUUGACAUGGAACGAGCCAACAAGGAGAUUGACAUCCUGAGGAAGCAGUAUGAGGCCAUUUCUCAGGAGCUGAAAGAAGCCGCGCAAGAGGCCGAGGUAGCCAAGUGCCGACGAGACUGGGCCUUUCAGGAGAGGGACAAGAUAGUGGCCGAGAGGGAGAGCAUACGCACGCUAUGUGACAACCUGAGACGGGAGCGGGACCGUGCUGUGAGCGAUCUGGCAGACGCGCUGAGAAGUCUGGACGACACGAGGAAGCAGAAGAACGACGCAGCGCGCGAAAUGAAAGAGCUAAAAGAAAAGCUGGACGACCAGUUAGAAAAGGAAGCAAGGUUUCGUCAGCUGAUUGUUCACAGCUCACACGAUUCAGCCAUCGACACCGACUCGAUGGAGUGGGAGACGGAAGUUGUGGAGUUUGAGAAGCGAAGAGACAUGGAUUUGAAAGCGCUUGGGUUUGAAAUCGCUGAAGGGGUAAAUGAUCCUUAUUUACCAGGAGAUGGUGGCGUUUUUGUCAGUAAAGUGGAUAAAGGAAGUGUUGCUGAAGGAAGGUUAAGGGUGAACGAUUGGUUGUUGAAAAUGAAUGAUGUGGACCUGACCAAUAAGGAUAGGACACAGGUGAUCAAAGCGGUGCUGAGCGGCGAGGGAGUGAUCAAUCUGGUGGUGCGCAGGAGGAAGUCACUAGGAGGACGGAUCAUCGCUCCGAUCCAGAUCAACCUGGCUGGACACAAAGACAGCGGCAUCGGUCUGGAAAGUGGAGUGUUUGUUGCCACCUUGACUCCGGGCACUCCAGCAGCCAGAGACUGCGCUCUCACUGUCGGGGAUCGACUGUUAGCUAUCAAUGACAUUGCUCUUGAUAACAAGUCACUCUCUGAAUGCGAGUUUCUGCUGAGGAGCUGCCGUGAUUCUCUCAGCAUCUCCCUCAUGAAGUUCCUACCGCAGAGCUACUCAGGGCAAAGUUUAUUUGAAGGUUCGAGAGACUGUCGGCUCCAGCCUUGUGAGAUUCACGCCGGGAACUGCAGGAACUCCAAGCACAACUGCUCCACGCAAACGGACAUUUGCAGCUGUGACUUGUGUGUCAAAAGGGACGAAGCGUGCAAGGACACGGGGGACUCUUUUUCCAACAGCUUCCCGUAUUCCCGCUCCCCUUUCAGCCCUCGCAGUCCCUCGGAGCCCCGCCCGGACUUCUGCCACGGGAGGCCCGAGCUCCACCACCGGCCCUUCACCUUCACCCCUGCGCUCUCCAAGUGCAGCGCUCCACAGAACGCUUUGGACAGAUUACUAAGCUCAUCGGCGAAGCCCAGUGUAGGCACGUGGCCAAAAGUCCCAACGGGAGUUUCGGUUCCUGAGUGCACACAGCUCUCCAUAUACAAAAGGGUCAAACAGAGGAAGUCCAUCUUGGAAGGGAAUGCCUUCAGGAGACCGGAGACGUCCUCGAAGCUGGACUACAUGUCGCUUUCCCAAAGCUUCCCAAAUCACUUGCCGCCGAGCUCCAUAUCUGAAUCCAACCCUCAAACCCCUCCCACCCCGCCAGUCCGGAGUGACUCGUUCAGGUUCAGACAUCGCCAGCAGAACAGCUCGUCCUCCGACUCCACCACCACCGCCAGCACUCCACCUGGCAACCCGGUUCGGGCCAUGAGCCCACGGGACCAGGGAGAGGCAGGGCACCAGCUCUAUUACGCCGACGGCCCCACAGGGGAGGCCAGAAGCAGCUGCUCAAAAGCCGCUGAGCAGGAGGAGGGCCGGAGCAGAGCGGAGGAGCGCCGGCCGAGGAGGCGGUACCGGCCCAAAUCGGCACCGACACUGCGGCCGAAUGUCACUCCAAUUCACAUCCCCGUCGCCAUGCAGGUGCAGAGUUUCUCUAACGACGAGCACUCCCCAGAGCCGAUGCUCUCGGAGCGCUUCUCGCCCAAUCGCUCCAAUCGGUACGGCAUGCACUCUGCACCCCCCAGCCACGGCAGCCGCACUUCACACACGGCACAGCAAGGUUUAGCCCCGCGUCCCGCGGUGAAGGCGGUGAUUACUAACCCAGUGUACCCCCCCUGGAGCCAUGAGAUCCAGACCAACAGAUAUCCUCCAGCGUCCAGCUCGGGCGUCCAGCCACGUUCACACACAAGCCCUCGGCAUCAAGGUUGCCUCAGCCUGGACCUCGGCCACAAGCUUACUGGAGACUCGACGGCGACGAGCUGCAUCCAACCACCACACAGCACCAACUCCCUGCCCUCCAGUAAUAUGUCCUGUAAACAAACGUUUAAUGGCUCUUCCUACACUCCUCAGUGCAAGGCAGAGCGCGUUAGGAUCGUUCCAACCCGUUACCCGCGCUCCACUGGGUCAGACAAAGGCUCCCGCUCGCAUUCGGAGUGCAGCAGCCCGACGCCUCCGAUGUCCCCCGUCAACUUGGAGGAGACAUCGUCUUUCACCAGCAGCCAAUCGCAGAGCUCCAUUUCCACCCAGCCCAGGAUAUCCGUCAGCCCCGCUGCCGUUGGUGACAGGCGGAAGGAUGGGCCGUACUUGGAGCCUCGCAACGUGAUGGUACGGAAAGGAGCAGAACCACUGGGGAUCUCCAUUGUGAGCGGAGGGAACGGAGGAGUGUUUGUGUCCAAAGUGACAGCAGGCAGCAUCGCACAUCAAGCUUGUUUAGAGUACGGAGACCAACUCCUCGAGUUCAAUGGAAUCAACCUUCGCAACGCCAACGAGCAGCAGGCGCGGCUGGUCAUCGGGCAGCAAUUUGACACGGUCACCAUUUUGGCUCAGUAUAACCCUCACAUGUUUCAGCUGGGAAACCACUCUCGUUCAGGUUCUCGUAUGGAGUUGAUCGGCGGCCAGCCGGCUAACCGCGACAGCGGAGCGACCACCCCGGACCACGACUGCACUGCCGACCCUCUGAGUGAACGGGACGAGGGCACCACGACGCUGCCCUCCAAGCCCACCACGCCCGCCACCAGCCCCCACAACUCCUUUAGGUUUCCUGGUUGCAGUGCAACGGAGCCUCGGCUGGUGAGGCUGAAGAGGAUCCAGGUGGAGCUGGGAGUUCUGAUCUGCGGAGGCAAUCUUUAUGGCAUCUUUGUGGAGAGUUUGGAUGAUGAAAGUCCUGCUAAAUGUCCUGACGGCCUGCUGCCUGGAGACUUGAUUUUGGAGUACAACGGAAUCUGCAUGAAGAACAAAACCAAAGAAGAGGCUUACCUGGAAAUGUUGAAACCAGCCGAAACCAUUACAUUCAAGGUCCAGAACUGUGUGGACAACCUGCCUGCAAUCACAGAGUCCCCCGGAGACGGGUUUUUCAUCAGAGCACUUUAUGACCGUGGGGCCGAGGUGGAGCAGGAACUGAGCUUUAAGAAAGACGACAUCCUCUUUGUCGAAGAUACACUACCAAACGGCAAUUUUGGCUACUGGAUGGCCUGGCAACUUGAUGAGAAUGCACAGAGGUUGGAAAAGGGGCAGAUUCCAAGUAAAUACAUGAUGGACCAGGAGUUCUACCGACGGCACGGCGCGGCCGACAUGAAAGACGACAACAGCACGGGCAAGACUCUGUCGGCCGCCGCGCGGCGAUCCUUCUUCCGCCGCAGGCUGAAACACAAGCGGAGCGGAUCGAAGGACGGGAAGGAACUGAUGACUCUGGACGCCAUAAGCACAGAUUCUUUGCCCAUUAAUGAGGACGGAGUCAUCCUGAUGUACCAAAGGGUGCAGAGGGUGCAGGUCUCCUUCCCCAGACCAGUGGUGGUCUUGGGUCCAUUAGUGGAGGCCAGUAAGGACAUGUUGGUGAAGGAGGUUCCGGACCAGUUCUGUCGCUGUCUUCCCGAGAUAAUGAAGGCUUCUCAGCAGGCGAUAGAGCGCGGAGUGAAGGAUUGUGUGUUCAUCGACUACAAACGGAGGAGUGGCCAUUUUGAUGUGACCACCGUAGCUUCAAUAAAAGAGAUCGCAGAGAAGGACUGUCACUGUUUACUUGACAUCGCACCUCACGCCAUCGAGCGUCUUCACAGCGUUCACAUCUACCCAAUCGUCAUAUUCAUUCGCUACAAAAAUGCCAAACAGAUAAAAGAGCAGAAGGACCCAUUGUACCUGCGGGAUAAACUCUCACAGAAACAUUCCAAGGAGCAGUAUGAGGCGGCACUGAAAGUAGAGCAGGAGUACAGCCGCUUUUUCACAGGCGUUGUCCAGGGAGGCAGCGUCGCCUUCAUUUGCACUCAGAUAAUGACCCUCGUGGAGCAGGAACAGAGCAAAGUACUGUGGAUUCCAGACGGAGCGCCGUAGAAAUGUCCCCGCACACACAUUAUUCCAAAAACCGUAGAGACGAUGAGAUUAUUUGUAUGUUUGGGAACUCGAUGGCUAUUCACAUAUAGCAGUAUCUGCACUGAUGGUGACCAUGUAAUAUUCCCACUAUAAUCAUUUUUACUACAGUUAGAUUUGUUUACACUAGUAUUGAAUACUUGAAUGUUUUAUUUCCCCUCGCAUCUAGUAGCACUCCUUUUUUAAUCCCACUUUGUACCACGAAUAUGUCAAACCACAGGACGUCUGCAUCCACGCAAACUGAGGACUUUCUUCUUGAAGUGAAGAUGCAAGUGGACCACUGUGUUCCCUUCUCUAUAUUUAUACGUAUUUUCCUGCCGAGUAACUUAUGAAAUCAAAGAUGUUGCCUCUGAACUUUUUGUUAUAAAAGUGUAGUUUUGUAGAUGAUGGGAAAGAUAUUUUCCAAAUCAAUGUUCUAACUUUCACAUUAGUGAGUUGUCUGUCCUAUUUUUCUCCUUUUUAUAGCUCAGUCCUUUCAUUCAUCAUUUUAGCCCUAAAAAUGUUAUUGUGCCAAGCUUAAAAACAUCUUCUCACCCAUCCUUAGUUUAUUAACACUACAACAUCCUCUGUAUAUAUGUGUGUGUGUGUGUGUGUGUGUGUGUAUAUAUAUACACACACAUAUAUACAGAGGAUGUUGUAGUGUUAAUAAAGCAGCAGGUGUUUUCUUUACACCACCCAGUUUGUGUGGUUUUACUGGUGUUGCCAAUCUGUCCAUCUUUGUCGUGUGGAUUUUCUUAAGAAGGGUUAUUUAAUUUAUGGUUCCUGGUUGGCUGUCAACUAAACACAUUUACAUGCAUGUCUUGUCAACAUUUCAUGUUCAAGUUGGAUGAAAUGAUCUGGGACCGCUCCUAAUGAAGGUUAAUAUUUCUAUAAAAUAUUAAAAAUGGAGUACAUGGAAAGCCAGUUGUCUGUGUUUUCCAUUGAAAUAUAGGUUGUGUUUACUCUCCUGAUCUUUGAGGCUUAUUAUUACAUUUUGGUUCAAGCAGUGUGUUUUGUCGAGGAAAAAAUGCCAUAAGUUGGACCUCAACAAUGUUCCCCUCUUGUCCACCAGAGAGAGUAAACCACUCCUAUAGGUUGCAAGUGGUAAGAUUCAUGCCCCACAUGAGCGUGUCUGUCUAAGUGAUACAUUCUCUACUUUACCGAGUUUGGUAACUUGUUGGUCAACAUAGUUCCACAAGUGAAGAAACAUUUACUUCUCUUUAGAGCGCAUCACUUAGAUACAAAAUCAAAGCCCAAUAUCAUAGGAACGUGUUAAAAUAUAAAUGUCAUCGGGUUCCUCAUUUUUUGCCAAUC